AUGUACGGACCGGAUGGCAAAAAACUCAGCAACAAAGAGCGCAAACGCCUGCUCAAGGUUAAGUUAGCCGAAGAGCGAGAAGCGGCAUACGAAGCAUCCGCAUCCAAAGCUUCCAAGGAAGGGGCUCAAUUUGCUUGUUCACAAACUGCCGUCAACGAGAAGGACCCGCAAUGGGAAAACUCGCUGGACGUCAAUAUACCAAAUUUUAGUAUCAGUGCGGCCGGAAAAAUCCUCUUCAAGGAUGCCUCACUGACAAUUGGACAUGGUCGUCGGUACGGACUGGUUGGUCCCAAUGGACGCGGAAAAUCUACACUUUUGAAAAUGAUUCAUUCGCGCGAUCUCAAGCUCCCGCCUCGCAUUGACUUCUUGUACGUUGAGCAGGAAGUGGUCGCUGACGACACACCCGCAGUUGAAGCCGUUCUUAGAGCUGAUACGGUGCGCUGGAAUCUCAUGGAAGAAGAAAAGACUCUGAUGCAAGCCGUGGAUGCUGGUGACGAGUCGGUCGAGAAGAUUGAACGUCUGCAGCAAGUCGUGGACGAGUUGACCGCCAUGGGAGCAGAUUCGGCCGAAGCCAAAGCCCGUCGUAUCCUGUACGGUCUCGGGUUCACUAUGGACAUGCAAACAAAGCCGACCAAGAUGUUUAGUGGAGGGUGGCGCAUGCGUAUUUCGCUGGCACGUGCGUUGUUUGUUGAACCGACACUGCUCAUGUUGGACGAACCGACGAAUCACUUGGAUUUGAACGCCGUAAUCUGGCUCGACGAGUACCUGCAAAGAUGGAAAAAGACUUUGUUGGUGGUAUCCCACGACCAGGAUUUCUUAAACAGCGUUUGUCAGGAAAUGUUGCAUAUCGAGGACCUCAAACUAAUUUCUUACAAGGGUAAUUACGACAGUUUUAAAAAGGCCGAAGCGACCAAGUCGGGACAAUCCAAGAACAAGGCACAGGAAACUGUCAAGAAGAGCUCCAAGCGAGAAGCUGGUGCGCGGAGUCAAAAGUUGAAAAACCAGGCAAUUGCUGCGGGAACGGAAACGGCGGAACUAUCGGAGCUCAUUCAUCGGCCAAAGGAAUAUCAAGUCAAGUUCGAAUUUUCUGAGGUGAACGAGCUUACGCGCCCCGUGAUUGAAGUGAACAACGUGCAUUUCCGUUAUUCACCAAAGCAUCCCGUCAUCUUUGAAAAGGUCGACUUUGGAAUUGACAUGGACAGCCGAAUAACCAUUGUCGGCCCGAAUGGUGCCGGCAAAUCAACGUUGCUGAAAUUGUUGACGGGAGCGCUGAACGCGACGGGGGGCGACGUCCGUCGCAAUGGGCGCUUACGAAUGGGUAUUUACGAUCAGCAUUUUGUCGAUCGACUACCGAUGAAUAAAACACCAGUGGAACACUUGCGAGAUCGUUUCGAAGAAGAAACCUACCAAUCGGUACGCAAUCGUCUCGGAAAGUACGGCUUGGAGGGACACGCACACGAAGUCGUGAUGCGCGAUUUGAGUGGUGGCCAAAAGGCUCGAGUAGUUUUUGUCGAACUGAGUUUGCAGUGCCCGCAUGUGCUUCUGUUGGAUGAACCGACAAACAAUCUCGAUAUCGAAUCCAUUGACGCGUUGACCGACGCGAUCAACGCAUUCAACGGAGGAGUAGUCGUAGUUACACACGAUCAGCGAUUGAUUGAAGAAUGUGAAUGCACCUUGUGGGUUGUCGAAAAGCAAGGGGUCACGGAAUGGAAGGCUGGCUUUGACGAUUACAAGGAGAACAUUCUGCGUGAGUUGGAAGAAGAAGUAGAACGGGAGGCAGUGAUUCGGAGACAAAAGAUUGACGCUGCGGCUAUUGCUCGUGCCGAAAAGCUGGCCCGACUGGCAAGCAAAGUCAAAACCACGAAGAAGUAA
This is a messenger RNA of Phaeodactylum tricornutum CCAP 1055/1, 1872 nucleotides long. RefSeq lists its product with no specific name. Lineage: Eukaryota; Bacillariophyta; Bacillariophyceae; Surirellales; Neidiaceae. The transcript is spliced from 3 exons. Gene Ontology annotation, molecular function: ATP binding; ATP hydrolysis activity. The record is from RefSeq and is a predicted model, not a curated record. The coding region runs from base 1 to 1872 and encodes 623 amino acids.